This is a messenger RNA of Hevea brasiliensis (rubber tree), 2194 nucleotides long. RefSeq names its product 9-cis-epoxycarotenoid dioxygenase NCED3, chloroplastic. NCBI's taxonomy places the organism in Eukaryota, Viridiplantae, Streptophyta, Magnoliopsida, Malpighiales, Euphorbiaceae. The record is from RefSeq and is a predicted model, not a curated record. Gene Ontology annotation, biological process: carotene catabolic process. The transcript has a single exon. Bases 126 to 1910 code for a protein of 594 amino acids. Gene Ontology annotation, cellular component: chloroplast stroma. Gene Ontology annotation, molecular function: carotenoid dioxygenase activity.
UGCUUUCUUUCUCGGACUCAGAUCAUCACUCUGUCUUCACCUAACUCACUCUUUUCUCUCCUCUUCAACUCUUCCAGGCCCAACUAAACAUCUCGAACUUAUACAUUAAUCUCAAUUACACAACCAUGUCUUCUUCAUCGCCUCCUGCAUCUGCUAUAAGCAUGGCCUCUCUUGACAUGCCUAGUAGAAAGCCUUACAUCUCUUGCUCUCUCCAUACUCCUUCCAUUCUCCAUUUUCCUAAACAAUCCACAAGAACCACUACUUAUCCUCCCUCACCUUCUAUUUCCACAAGAAAUCCUAAGAAAAUUACUCCUUCUCCUCCUUCGGUUGAUAAAUCAUUGGCACAAGAGCCAAAGCCAUGGAACUUUUUCCAGAGAGCUGCAGCUGUGGCCUUAGAUGUUGUGGAGACUGCUUUAGUUUUACAUGAACGUCGAUACCCUCUUCCCAAAACUGCUAACCCAACAGUCCAAAUCUCCGGCAACUUCGCUCCCGUGCCGGAGCAACCCGUUGUACAUAAUUUGCCCGUUACCGGGAAAAUCCCAGAUAGCAUUCGAGGUGUUUAUCUUCGAAACGGAGCAAACCCGCUUCACGAGCCGGUGGCUGGACACCACUUUUUUGAUGGUGAUGGGAUGGUUCAUGCUGUCCGGUUUGAGAAUGGGUCCGUGAGUUAUGCUUGCCGCUUCACGGAGACAAACCGGCUGGUUCAAGAGAAAGAAUUGGGACGUCCAGUUUUCCCCAAGGCCAUCGGUGAGCUCCAUGGCCACUCUGGGAUAGCUAGGCUGUUGCUAUUCUAUGCUCGUGGGCUUUUUGGUAUUGUUGAUCCUAGCCAUGGGACUGGUGUUGCUAACGCUGGGUUGGUUUACUUCGACGGUCGUCUUCUUGCCAUGUCUGAAGAUGAUUUGCCUUACCAUGUUCGUGUUCUUCCCUCUGGCGACCUCAAAACUGUUGGGCGAUACAAUUUCAAUGGCCAACUCAAGACUACAAUGAUUGCUCACCCAAAAGUCGACCCAUUUUCUGGGGAAAUGUUUGCUCUUAGCUAUGAUGUUGUCCAGAAACCAUAUUUGAAAUAUUUCAGAUUUUCUCCAGAUGGUAAAAAGUCUCCUGAUGUUGAAAUCUCACUUGAUCAGCCAACCAUGAUGCAUGAUUUUGCCAUUACUGAGAGGUUUGUUGUUAUUCCUGAUCAACAAGUUGUUUUCAAAUUGCCUGAAAUGAUUAGCGGUGGCUCUCCCGUAAUCUACGACAAGAACAAGAUGUCAAGGUUUGGGAUAUUGGAAAAGAAAGCCAAUGACGCUUCCAAGAUUAGGUGGAUUGAAGCACCUGAUUGCUUCUGUUUCCAUCUCUGGAACGCUUGGGAGGAGCCUGAAACUGAUGAGGUUGUAGUGAUUGGAUCUUGCAUGACUCCACCAGAUUCCAUUUUUAACGAAUGUGAUGAGAAUUUGAAGAGUGUUCUCUCAGAAAUCAGGCUAAAUUUAAAGACUGGAAAGUCCACUCGCCGCCCUAUCAUUUCUGCUACUGAACAAGUAAACUUGGAAGCAGGAAUGGUCAAUCGAUACCUUCUCGGGAGAAAGACUCAGUUUGCUUACUUGGCUCUUGCCGAGCCAUGGCCCAAAGUAUCUGGUUUUGCUAAAGCAGACCUCUCAACAGGAGAGGUACACAAAUACAUCUAUGGAGAUCACAAGUAUGGUGGUGAGCCCCUGUUUCUUCCGAGUGACCCAAAUUCCAAUUCAGGGAAAGAAGAUUCUGGGUAUAUUUUAUGCUUUGUUCAUGACGAAAAAGAGUGGAAAUCCGAGCUGCAAAUUGUGAAUGCCAUGAAUUUGCAGCUAGAAGCAACAGUUAAGCUUCCUUCUCGAGUUCCUUAUGGUUUUCACGGCACUUUUAUUAGUGCUAAGGAUUUGGAGAAGCAGGUCUAGUAGAGAAGGCUGUGUAGCUAUGAUUUUCUUAGCAGAAGAUUCAGAAAGGAGAUUUACCAGAGGGAUUGCCUGCAGAUAUGUCCCCGGGUCUCCUUCUCUGUUACAGUAUCACCCUGUUUCUGGGUUCUUUUUUUGUUCUUUUGGUUCAUAUGCUUUAGAGUGAGAGGUUUUGAGGGAGCAGCUUGUAGCUUUUGGGUAUAGGUAGAUUGGAGCUCAGCUGGUCUCUGCUUAUUCUUUCACUUGAUGUACAUGAAAAAAUUAAAGUAUAGAAUUCCAUUAGUACA